Saccharomycopsis crataegensis is the source of this 1029-nucleotide messenger RNA. RefSeq lists its product as uncharacterized. Lineage: Eukaryota; Fungi; Ascomycota; Saccharomycetes; Ascoideales; Saccharomycopsidaceae. The coding region runs from base 1 to 1029 and encodes 342 amino acids. The record is from RefSeq and is a predicted model, not a curated record. The transcript has a single exon.
AUGUUGUUCCUCUCUGCUUUAUCGUCCCUUCUUCUCUUGGCUGCCCCAGCUUUGGCCUACACUGGUUGUACCAACCUUGAAUCCAGUUGUUUGACCGCCGGUACCGAUUUCACCGUGUUUGAUGACUACAAUAAGGCCGACCAAAUUAAGAAAGAGCUCUACAACUUCACCGAAGGCUGGGCUAACCUUGCCCACGAACCUCCUAACUGCAUGGGCUAUUUGCUUGCUUACCUCCAUAUUCCAGCCCAAGACUCUUACACUUUCACCCUUAGCUCGAGUUACAAAGGGGUGAUGUACUUGGGAACCGAAAACGUCUAUGAAUGUGGUGCCAACUUCUCUGACCUUGACCCAAUGGUCUCCAAAUCCGGAGCUACUCCUCUUCUUGAAUCCACCGGCAGCGUGGAAACUAUCACCCUCGAAUUAUCCGAAGGUUAUUACCCAUUCCAAUACUGGUUCUUGAACCCUCUGAACACCCUUUCCAACAUCACCGGUCAUAUUGUUAACUCUGCCGGUAAGGACAUGAUCACUGGCGGGUUCUACAUUCCAAGUAGUAAAGAAGAAACCUGUGAAGUCUCUUCAUCAUCUUCUUCUUCUUCUUCUUCUUCUGUUUCCUCUGCUUCGUCUACCACCACUCUUUCUUCUACCGCUUCCCCUACCACCUUGGUCAUUUCUACCACCGGUUUCUCUAACUCCUCUGUUGUUCCUGGCGAAACUGUGUCUGGUUCAUUGUUGGUUUCUGUCGUUACUGCUACUACCGACACCACCGAGUUAGUCACCAUUACUUCUUGUGGUACUGAAACUUGUUACCCAGUUAUCACCUCCACCGUGAAGGAAGUCGUCACCGAGUACACCACUUACUGCCCAUUGACCGCUGCCACUUCUACUGUUUCCAACUCUUCUUCUUCAUUUUCUUCUUCUACCGCUGCUUCCGUCAGCGUCCACACUGGUGGUGCCAUUGCUAAUAAGUCUAUUGGUGCUGGUAUGAUUGCCGGUGUCAUUGGUACUUUGGUGCUUAUGUUCUCUCUUUAG